This is a messenger RNA of Nicotiana attenuata, 1310 nucleotides long. RefSeq lists its product as uncharacterized. The record is from RefSeq and is a predicted model, not a curated record. The coding region runs from base 150 to 563 and encodes 137 amino acids. NCBI's taxonomy places the organism in Eukaryota, Viridiplantae, Streptophyta, Magnoliopsida, Solanales, Solanaceae. Gene Ontology annotation, biological process: mitotic sister chromatid cohesion. The transcript is spliced from 3 exons. Gene Ontology annotation, cellular component: Ctf18 RFC-like complex.
CUUUGCCGCCAAAAAGCGUCCCACUUUCCUGCGCUCGCCUCAAAGCCCUUGGACCCAGCUCAAAGAGGUUAAAAACUGAUCUCAAAGAGGGCAAAAUCUCUAGCGAAUAUCUACCUUUCUAAUUGAUUCUUAGUUGCAGUGAAUCGUAAAUGCAGAUUCAGGUAAAAUGCAGCUGCGGGGAGGAGAAAUGCCCGGAAUGGGCAAUUCUGGAACUUCAAGGUGUGGUUGAAGCCCAACCCUCCUUCAAAGAUCGCCUCGAAAAUCUCCAAAUUGGCAUUCUCUGCCGCCCCUCUUCCCAGGAAAAUUAUACAUUUACUGUUGGGUAUCAUGAAUUGACCGGGUCCAAAGUGCCCUUGAAAAAGCCAAUGUUAGUAUUGAAGAAAAUCAAACUUGACUCUGAGGAAAAGAAGGGUGACAUUAGUUCAUCAAGGGUGGAAUUGGACGUUAUUGGAAUAAUUCGUCAAAGGAUUCUUUUUAAAACCAGACCUAAGGCACUCAUAUCAAAGCCUCAACCUAUUGGGAAGGAAAAAGGCAGUGCGGCAGUAUCCUCUAUGUCAAAUUGAAUCUUACUGUGCAUGUGAUUUUGUUGAAAGCUCCAAGCUCUCCCUUAUAUAAUCCUUGAUCGGCUGAACUUAAAUGUGACCUGGAACUUUUACAUAGUCCAAGUAAUUUGAUAUAUAGACUGAACUUUUAUUUCAGCUAUGUCAAAGAGUCAUUUCCACGCACUGAUGCUGGAUUUGUCGAAUCCUGAGCUGUCUUUCCUCUUAGAAUAUCUCUUGAAUAAGCGGGACUUGAGGCUCCUAUUUCACUGAAGUCCGUGCAUAUCUUAAAUCAUGCUUUUCACAAGUUCGGUACGCUAGAGGGUGAUGAAGGAACACAGACUUGUUUUUCUAUAUCAUCCUUCGAUUAUAAUUUCGGUUUAAGACUAGACAUUAGGUGUUGCAGUGCUCUUAGCAUUAUGGUUAAGCAAAAAGAAACUAUAGCAGAAAGAAUUUUACUCAAAACGUUUUGCUUCAAUGUGAUUAUUUUGUUCUGGAUUAGGAAAUGGAAAAGUAUGCUUGGUUUUGUGAAGUAACAAGAUUCUUAAAUGGAGUUCUAACUUUAUGAACUCUAAAUCCAAGCAUGUCCAUCAGCCUAGAUGCAGCAUGAAUACCUCUUGAAUACUUGCAAUUACAAAUUUAUGUGGUUCCUCGACAUCUUAAAGGUGCAGAGGCAACUGUUAGCAAAGGCAUUCCAAUUUUCUAGCAACUUGGUUUGUAUUUCAAAAGUGUUUUGCUAUAGGUGCUCCUCUGGUUUCUUUCUUAAUUGAA